CUUCCUGUCAUGGCCGCUGGCGGGCAGCGGGAGCGUGGUGAGGCGGCGCGGUCCGGCGCCCUCGGCGGCUGAGGUUUCCGUGCGGGAGGCGCGGAGCGGGACGGUUCACCCAGAGCGGAGCCGGCGGCAGGAGAUAACGCUGAAGUACCUACUUCCAAGCUUUCCACCGCUUUUCUCCUUAAACUUCCCCUUGGGGUCAGCUGGCUGUCAGUAUGCCUUCUACCAAGAACACCUCAAAACUUUUCCUGGCCCUCAUUUCACUGCUGCUGAUGCUGCCAGUAGCUGAAGCCCUGGAUGCAGGAGAUACCAUCGCCUUCCUGCUAGGCCUUGCCAUCAGUGUCAUUGGAUUCUGUGCCUGCCUUGGCUUGUACGCAAGGAAAAGGAAUGGGCAGCAGUGAUUUCAAGAAGAUGCUCAGAUGAAGUGAAUUUCCAAACAUGGCUUGGGGUUGAGAUCUGGGAUGUGAGACUGAGCUUUGGUUCUGGAUGACUUUCAGAAACCACGGAGUAGGUAUUUUUGCAAACCCCUCUUACUGUGCAAGGCAGCAGAAUCAAGACUGUACACAGUAAAAGGGAUUUGUGGGAUCUGUCCUUGUGACAGUAAGAUGGUUUUGUAUUGCUUGUGUUUAAUUGUGAUUAAAUACUUUCUUAGAGAAGGAUAAGAACUUUCUGAAUGGGGAAGAAAAACAACAGUGGUUCACAGUAAAUGUUUAUAAAUGGAACAUGUGUGGGAGACCAUCAACAAGUUCCUCAAUUUUGGUUUCAAGGGUUAAUCAGGAGGAUGCAGCUAUUAAUCUUAUAGUCAGAACGAGAGAGCUUUGGAAGUACUCCUAACUAGAUAGCUAGUGAGCAGACUGCUUUGACUUGUGUGCACAUGCUCACAUUCUUCAUAAUGACAGUUAACACCUAACAGGUCACUUCUGUUACAGGGAUGAGACUUCAGAGAACAUUUAAACCAUUUUUUUUACUUAUUUUAGAACAUGCCUCUCCUGUAGCCUGUGUUCUGGUUACCAAGCAGAUACACUUAAGAAUGGAGCCAGUAGUUUUCUUUAAUGUGUAUUUCACAGAAAAGUACAUGUAAGGCUACAUAUAUUAGAUUAGGGAUAUGGGGUUUUUCUCUACUUUUUUGUACUCAGAUUUCUAUUAGGCACACGAGGUUUAAGGCUUAUUUCAUUCGGUGUUUGUAAUUUUUUCCCCAAAACAGAAGUUAAUGUAUUUUAAUGAUGAAUUAUGUGUAAUACUUCUGCAUUAGGGGGCCAUUAGAAUUAUAACGAGACAGUUGUGCACAUACUUCUUUUGGAAAUGUUGUGUUAAACUCCUGGGUUUAGUCAACAGGUCCAUUGUUCUUAAGUGUCUUCCUCAUGACAAACUUAUGCUGCUAGCUAAGUGUUUGGGCUGCUUACCUGACUGAUGCAUAUAUGUUCCACAAAAGAUUGGCACCAAAACCAAAGUAAAAAAUCCUGAUGCAAAAUGGGUGAUGUAAGUUGUCUUACUCUAUUCAUGCUCAGUCGGAUUGUAUGGUGUAUGGUUGAAAGACUACUCAGUAGCAUAUCCAGGACCCUUUUCUUUCUUUAAGUACCAAAGGUGAGAUGGCACAGCCAAGAAUGUGUACCACAAGUCCCUCUGGCUUGUUAGGAUGCUCUAGCCUCUGCUUGAGCGCAGUCUGUAGGAGCAGCAGUAUAAGGAGCACAGGAAGGUGAGCUUUCCACAGUUCACAGAAUUUCCUUCUGAUUUUGUGGUGUGAACGCUGCCACUUUUACUAGAAAUCUUGGCUUUUAUCUUUCAGAGCUGGGGAAGAAGGUUAAACAUGAUGCAGUGCCACAUAUUUUGAUAUUGUUCCUCCUUCUGUGUCUCUGUUCAAUAGAGCACAAAGAACAAUGGCUAGAGGAGUUGUCAGACAGGGCUGUAGUGGGUGGGCAGAUCAUGUAAUCCAAAUCAUAAGAUUUCUGUAUGCCAUUUGUGACUGGUUUGACUUUGCUUUCCAACCUCUAAGGAGGCAGAAGCCCUGGUGAUUUCAGUCUUGCAAUUUAUACCCCUCUCAUGGUUGAUGAAGGGAAGAAAGUAGAAGGAAAGCUCCUGAAAUUGUGUGAGGUUAAAACUACAGGACUCCACCCAGCAAGCCACAAGAAUGUAGGUUUCUGCUCUGAAGUUACAGGGAUAGUAAUGGUCACAAAGUUACUCUGAUGAGAUUUAAGUCUUGCCAGAUAGCUCUUCUUGAGCCCUUUUUGUGACUUCCAAAAGGCAGAAAGGGACAUAGUGCACAAGUACUAUGUACAGGUGAAAUUUACAGCCCUAAGAAGAGCUUCAGCCAGUAGUGUCACCUUUGAAAGCUGCCUAGCAACAGUAGAUGACCCUGAAUCUGAUUUUUCAACUGGGUGGAUGCAAGCACACAUUAAGUGUGAUCUUCCAUGUUCCAGCUUGGCUAAACUAUUACCCUGGGAAAAACAAACAACAACCCACAAAACCAUCACACCAUUAACUUUGUAUUUUCCAAAGUUAGAGAAUAUUGCCAAUUUUUCAGAAGAAUAUUAAAUACUGCUCUCUCAAUAGGAUAAAUUUUAUCACAAACAGCUUUUUGCAGACUCUUUUAUCUUUACAUUGGAAAAGAUCUGUGGCAGUAGUUUUGUAAACCUGUGCGAUAGUUUCAUUGCAGGAGAGCUAAACUUUAGCAGAGUAAUUAGCAUCAGGUGACAGGGGUAUGUGGAAAUGUGUUCUUUGCCCAAAGCUCUAUGUUCUAUUGAAAGGUGUUUGCACUGUGUAAUGUGUUGUUUCCUGGGUUCUGACAGAAGCUUUAUUGUUAAAGACUUGCAUUUGUUAAUGGCUGAGUGUAAAAUUGGAUACUCCUGUUUUUUCUUUUGUCUUAAUAAACUUUCAUGUAUGAUUUGUCAUCA
Messenger RNA from Melopsittacus undulatus (budgerigar), 2888 nucleotides. It is a transcript of the gene SMIM30, whose product is annotated as small integral membrane protein 30. NCBI's taxonomy places the organism in Eukaryota, Metazoa, Chordata, Aves, Psittaciformes, Psittaculidae. The coding region runs from base 213 to 398 and encodes 61 amino acids. The transcript is spliced from 2 exons. The record is from RefSeq and is a predicted model, not a curated record.